Coregonus sp. 'balchen' is the source of this 1815-nucleotide messenger RNA. NCBI's taxonomy places the organism in Eukaryota, Metazoa, Chordata, Actinopteri, Salmoniformes, Salmonidae. The record is from the annotation of a GenBank genome assembly.
AUGGAUGAAAUCGAAGAGAGUUUAUGGACUUUAACCGAGGACAAUUUACGCUACCUGUGUGAACGCUGUGGAAUAGGUGGCAAGGAUGGAUCCGAAAUUAAAGGAAAGAAUCAACGAGCACUGCGGCGUAAAAUCAUGGAGGAAACAUGGGAAAAUGAGGAUUUAAUGAAAUCUGAGGAUCGGGGAAUGUCAUGGUUACUCCAACUGAAAGAGGACAUCAAAAGGAUACAGGAUGAUCCUGGGGGCGUGGCCUCCAGCCAAUCAGCGUCAGCGCAUGUGGACGACAAAGCAGAAGGAAGCUGCGAUGCAGAACGUAACGAGGGUGGAGGGACUCUUUAUGGUUACCAGGACAACCCUCGCCUGCCCCCCUUCCCAGAGUCCCUGGGUAGUGCUUCACUGGGGCUCGACUGCAGGAAAACACCAGGGCUGAGUGGAACAGUGAAAGGAGGAGAAGAGGAGGAGGAAGGAGAAGAUUUGAUUGAGGCAGCAGAGAAGAGUGUUAAAAAACGCCAGCCGAAACGCACAGUGAAGAAACCCCACUGCUGCUCAGAGUGUGGCAAGAGCUUCAGUCACAAAAGUCAUCUGACUGUCCACCAGCUCACGCACACCGGAGAGAAGCCUUACCACUGUACGCAGUGCGAGAACAGUUUCUACUGCUCGUCUUAUCUGAUAUCACACAUGCGAACGCACACCGGUGAAAAGCCCUACCGCUGCUCUGACUGUGGGAAGAGGUUCGGCCAAUCGAACGCACUGAAGCUACACCGCAUGCGAAGACACACCGGUGAGCUGCCAUUCUCUUGUUUGGAGUGUCCGAAACGUUUCGUCACGUCGGCACACUUGAAAUCCCACCAGAGAGUCCACACGGGAGAGAAGCCCUACCACUGCUCGGCCUGUGGGAAGAAUUUCUCCCACUCGAGCGCCCUGAGACUCCACCAGAAAACCCACAGCGGAGAGAAACCUUUCAUCUGUGAAUGUGGGAAGAGCUUCAUUAACUGGGCCCACUUAAACUCCCAUCAAAGAUCCCACACCGGUGAGAAGCCUUACUGCUGCGAGCAGUGUGGCAAGUGUUUCUCUGAAUCCGGCACUCUGUCGAAUCAUCAGAGAACCCAUACUGGGGAGAAGCCUUACAGCUGUGAUCAGUGUGGGGAGAGGUUCGCUCAGUCGGGAUCCCUGACGAUCCACCAGAGGACACACACGGGAGAGAAGCCGUACGCCUGCGAUCAGUGUGAGAAGAGAUUCAUUACCUCUAGCCACCUGAGACGCCACCAGAGGACUCACACUGGAGAAAAGCCUCACCUCUGUGAUGAAUGUGGCAAGAGCUUCACGCGGGCCGGAGCCCUGGCGAGCCACCGCAAAACACACACGGGAGAGAAACCCUACAGCUGUGAUCUGUGUGGGAAGAGUUUUGUUCAGUCUGGGCAACUGACAAGCCACCAGCGCACACACACAGGAGCCAAGCCGUACAGCUGCGAUCAGUGUGGUGAAAGAUUCACUCAAUCAGCCACCCUGGCCAAUCAUCAACGAACACACACGGGAGAGAAGCCCUACGGUUGUAAUCUAUGCGAGAAGAGCUUCGCUCAAUCAGGGCACCUAAAAAGUCACCAGAAAGCCCACGCCAGAGGAGGAAUGUGUCCUCUUCCAACCCUCUCCUCUCCGGCGGCUGUUCCGGUACCCUCGGUAAGUUCCAAAUGGUCCAAAACUCAGCUGCCGGACUCCUCAGCCACACCAAGUUCUGGAACCACAUCACCAGUUUUCUAUGUGAACACUGGCUACCCGCUACACACAGCACCUUCUACUACCAAACCCCCUUACUGA